CUUGAUCAGAAAAAAGUUAGGAUUGAGUCUGUGAUGUCGAAUUCUCAUGACAUACCCGAGAAGAUCAUUAUUGAUACUGAUCCUGGCAUUGGUGGGAUGUGCGUGUUUUGAUUGUACACAUGUUGAUUCUUAACAAGCUGGGAUUGGUUUGCAGAUGAUAGCAUGGCUAUCUUGAUGGCAUUUCAAUCAUCAGAGGUGGAGGUCUUAGGUUUGACUACUGUAUUUGGUAAUGUAAGUACUGAAGGCGCUACCCGCAAUGCAUUGCUUCUGUGUGAGAUCGCAGGGCGUCCUGGAAUCCCUGUGGCAGAAGGCAGCUCUGAACCUCUAAAGGGAGGAAAGCCAUGUGUUGCUGACUUUGCUCAUGGCUCUGAUGGGUUGGGGAAUGUAUUUCUUCCACCCCCAAAAGAAAAGAAAAUUGAGAAGAGUGCUUCUGAAUUUUUAAUUGAUAAGGUCUCUGAAUACCCUGGUGAGGUAUCCAUACUUGCACUGGGACCACUGACAAAUAUAGCUUUGGCGAUUAAAAAGGAUUCAUCUUUUGCAAGCAAGGUCAAGAGACUCGUCGUACUUGGUGGUGCUUUCUUUGCAUUGGGAAAUGUCAAUCCUGCUGCUGAAGCAAAUAUCUAUGGGGAUCCAGAAGCAGCUGAUAUUGUGUUUACCUCUGGGGCAAAUAUUGUUGUUGUUGGCAUAAAUAUUACUACCCAAGUCAAAUUAACAGAUGAAGACCUCUCUGAAUUGAGGGAUUCCAAAGUGAGACAUGCUCAGUUCUUAGGUGAAUUAUGCAAAUUUUACAGAGAUUGGCAUGUGAAAUCUGAUGGUGUUUAUGGCAUUUUCCCCCAUGAUCCUGUGAGUUUUGUGGCAGUCGCUCGUCCUCAUCUUUUUACUUACAAGAAGGGGGUUGUGAGGGUUGAAACACAGGGUAUAUGUGUUGGACAGACACUGAUGGACCAAGGACUUAAAAAAUGGAACUCGAGCAACCCUUGGUCAGGCUAUGCCCCUGUUUCAGUUGCAUGGACAGUUGAUGUGGAGGGAGUUGUUCUGUAUAUAAAGGAAUUGCUCAUGAAGCCUUGAAAGCUAUACAGUGCACAUGAGACCACAGGAAGUCAAGGUUGCAUUUUCGACCAUGUGCCAUUUCAACAAUCCAUUUCAUCAUAAAUCUUGGAUGGGGUGUUUCAUGAAUUGGGAUCACAUCCCUCAAUUCAUGAAAGAAUGAUUUAUUCUAAGUAUCAUGGUGUAUCCAUGCCCCCCAAUUCAUGGUGGAAGAAUGAUUUUAUUUUAGGUGUAAAGGUGCACUUUUUUUGUUUUAUCUAGUGAAGAAGAUUUUCAUUUACAAAGAUGAUAA
Messenger RNA from Telopea speciosissima, 1339 nucleotides. RefSeq names its product uridine nucleosidase 1-like. The coding region runs from base 163 to 1068 and encodes 301 amino acids. Gene Ontology annotation, cellular component: cytosol. The transcript has 10 exons. Gene Ontology annotation, biological process: purine nucleoside catabolic process. The record is from RefSeq and is a predicted model, not a curated record. NCBI's taxonomy places the organism in Eukaryota, Viridiplantae, Streptophyta, Magnoliopsida, Proteales, Proteaceae. Gene Ontology annotation, molecular function: purine nucleosidase activity.